AGCUCCGCGGCCCGGGAUUUCAACCAGUUUGAUUCCGACAGUCGCACGGGAAGGCUGUGUCGCUGCCGGCAGCUCGUUUGCAAGCGGCAUAUUGGAUUUUACUUCUGUUCCUCGCGGAUCCUUGAUUUGUUUUUGCGGUAGAAUGUAAUUUCCCGUCUUUUAAUUUCUCCCCGGGUGUGUUUCUCGACUUGUGUCCUGUUCUCGUGUCUCGAAUCCAGUGCUAACGACGAUUUCCACGACUCCUGUGUCCGUGAUCCUUGUGGUUUUCUUUCGCUGAAAUGUUCCUCGUGCGGGAUUGUUGAUAAGUUUUGUGUUUUGCAGUUUGAGGAAUACGUUUUCGUCAUCAUGGCUUGGAGGUUUCACUUAGUGAUUUCGUCGCUGUUGUUCUGCAUCUAUGCCUGCGAAGCAAGGGCUCAUUGGAGUAUUUACAUGACUGAAGCUGAGGUUAAGAAAUUGAUAGGGCUCCAGACGAAACUGUACUACGUGGAAAAUGGGAUAAUGAACGACUACGCCCUCCAGUUCGUCGUCCCUGUGCCGGCGGAGAUCCCAAGUCUUCAGUUCAGGUGGCAGAACCAGGCCUCGAAACCGCUGCCGUACACGAUCCAAGUGGACGUUUCGAACAUCGAGGCCAUUCCGACGCCGCGGCUGAACAUCUCGAGCAAGGGGUACAUCCCGACGACGGCGGAGACGUUCAGCGUGGGGCUGCCCUGCUCCGGGCUCUCCGACGCCGAGGUCACCGUCCACAUCGCCAUCAACGUCACCACCGCCGCCCACAACGUCACCAGGCUCAGCCUCAAGAGGAAACGCUUCUGCCGCAAAGGAAUUCUCGCAUGGGCUCAAGCACAAGCAGUGCCCACGGACAAGUGCCCUUCAUGACGAUGCCAGUCCCUGUUCUGAGCUGCAACACCUCGGCCUCGGGCAGCAGCUGCAACAGUUUCAGAAGGAAGCCCAGCUACGCUCGCCUUAACGACAACUCCAAGGACCUACAAGAUCGCAUUGCUGAGCUUACUAUCCAGAGGUGCAGAGUACGUUUGCACAGUAUCGUUAUGGAAGGAACAUUUGGUCGAGUUUAUCAUGGAGCCUAUACAAUGGAAAGCGGAAAGGAGCAAGAAGUCAUCGUCAAAACUGUUUCUGAUCAUGCCAGUUCCAUGCAAGUAUCACUUCUUCUCCAAGAAGGGAUGGCAAUGUAUGGCCUGAGUCAUAAAAACAUCCUGUCCGUUUUGGGUGUGUCCAUCGAAGAUCACACCGCUCCAUUCUUGAUCUAUCCACACAAUGGAUUUUCCAACUUGAAAAAGUUCUUACAAAAAUGUAAAGCUGGAGCUGGUGUUGUUAACUCUUUGACCUACCAAUCAGUCGUAGAAAUGGCUCUUCAGGUUAUCUCUGGGAUGUCUCAUCUGCACAAGAAAAGAUUGCUUCACAAAGAUCUUGCUGCUCGAAAUUGCAUUGUGGAUGAAAAUCUAAGGGUUCAAAUUGCAGAUAAUGCACUCACAAGAGAUCUGUUUCCAGAAGAUUACAGCUGUCUGGGUGACAAUGAGAAUCGGCCAAUUAAAUGGCUUGCCUUGGAAAGUCUGGUGAACAAACAAUUCUCUACUGCAUCAGACGUGUGGGCAUUUGGCGUUCUUCUUUGGGAGCUGACAACCUUAGCUCAACAACCUUAUGCAGAGGUUGAUGCGUUUGAAAUGGCUGAUUAUCUGAGAGAUGGUUACAGACUAGCUCAGCCCAUUAAUUGCCCAGAUGAGCUAUUCACUGUGAUGGCCUACUGUUGGGCAUCUAGUCCUACCGAAAGACCAACAUCCUCACAACUGGCAAUGUGCCUUCAAGAAUUCAACACUCAACUGACCAAAUAUGUUUAGAAGAAUUUAUCAUUUAUUAAGAGAGAAAUUUCUGGAAUUUCAUUAUUUCCUCUCUUGCAUUUAUAAGGACGAACAAAAACUCAAGAUAGUUCUCAAGUUCUAUCUUCCUAAGGAAGAGUACUUUUUUUUAUAACCAAGGUUUAGAUUUUGGUUUGACAUCCUUAGAACAUUUUCUUCAUUCGAAGUAUAACCCAGGAGAUGCUGUAGUAUAUUAAUUUACAUUCGAGUGAAGCACACUACUUUCUCAUUUGCCAGACCUACGUUUCCGAAGAUAAGAUAGUGAGGAAUGCAGUCUGUAUCGACAAAUCUCUUUUGUUUGUAUUUACCGGGUUUUUAAUGAUUAAUUUUUGCCAAGUAUACUCAAUAUUUGGUGAUAAACAGGGAUUCUUCAAUUAAAGUUUAUUAUUUUAGUGUUUUUUUCAGUGUAUUUCCAUUUUUAUAGAGUUUUCCACUUCAAAAGUUUUACUAACCAAAAAUUUUUAACACAAUAUACUUUUUCUUAACUGUAAGACUAUUAAAUGCCCUCUUGAAUGAGCUAUUCUACAAGAAAAAUCCCCUCUCUCCCAAGAAUCGAGAUUUUAUCUGUUUUUAGGUUAGUAUUUUAUGUACUUCUCCAUUUCUCCUCUCUUAAAUAUAUUUUAUAUCUGCAUUUUUUGUGUGAAAAAAUAGCAGUUUAUUUGAUAGAUUAUCAACGUAUGCAGGCCUAUCCUGUUAUUCAGGUUAAAAAUUACUAUCCCCAAGUCUGCCACUUUAUCUUACCCCCUGUAAUUCUUUGGAAGAUGAAUAUUUGUCAUUUUAUCAACUCCUUCAUCCUGUAGAAUACGAAUUUAUUUUAAUUCUAAAUUACAAUGUAUUUCAACUGUGAGUUGCGAGUCCUUUGUUCCUUAAGUGAGAAGAUAUUUUCAAAAUAUUUUCCAUACUUUCAGAAAUUUUGAAUUUUUUACUCACCAAUUCUCUCUCUAAGUGUCACCCAAAGUAGGAUAAAAGAGUAAAGUUUAUAGUUUGUUGACCUAAUUGUUAUCUUGUUUUAUUGACUGAUUAUUGUAAAUUGUGAAUAAUACUUAGUCUGUACAUAUAAGUACACCAUCUCAAUAUUUGUGCCUAACACUCUGUUUUUUCCUGUAUGGAUGCAACAGAUGUGUUUUAUAGAAAAAAAGUAUGAGUGUAUUGAUUAACCAUGUACAGAGAAGCAGAUUUGCGCAUAGAAGAUCGAAUAUGUAGGCUGUAGUGCAGGAAUACUAUGAAAACAGUGUAAAGUGUUCCAUCACAUCGAAGCACAAUCUCGAGACUUUGAAUAUUCUUGGGCCACCACUACAACAUCAUCCUCCUCUAGUGCAAGAGUUUUGGUGGUUUUUCAAAGAAUAUUGAUGGCUUUUCCAGUGUCAUACCUCUUGAUAAUUGACAUCUGUAAAAUUUUUAUGAAUAGUAUGAGCUCAUAAACUCUGCAAAAAUUUAAGCCAGGAAUUAUCACAAAGUUCAUUAAAAAAUUUCAAUAUAUCUUGAAAAAGAUAAUCCAAAGCUAGAGAAAUUUUCAUGCAAGGUAACAUUGUCAAAGUUUCUCAGGAUUUUAAAACUGCCCCAUAUGCGCGAAAACUGUAAAUAUUAAAUUUUUGUGAUUUCCAUCUCAAAGAUGGAUUUCAUCAAAUGAUUGUGAUUUUGUAAAUAUUGACUUGUUAUUCUUGUUUUUCUUUACCUGUGCCUGUCUUGUUUUUGUAAACUGUGUUUAUUUUUAUCAAAUGUUUAAUGGUCCAGAGUCAGGACAAAGGAUGAAUAUGCUUUUUGAUAAGAAUAGAGGCAUUGAAAAAAAUUGAAACUGCCUGUUGCUCACAGAGCUGACUAUUUCUAUUUCUAAUUAUCUUAGCAAACGAAGCUCAGUCUAUAUUUCACCUUGUCUCCUAGGCAGUAACUUUUUAUCAGAAUAAAGAACCUUUGUGUCAUUUGUAUCCAUCUUCAAUUGUUAUGAAACAAGUGAAAACUCCUUGUGAUUUAAAACUGGACCUUUAUCUACUCUCUGUUUUCUUUUUUUGUCUGUAUUGUUUGUUACCUCUUGUAGCCCAACCUAGUUGUUAAAUUUGAAUAAAGAAUAAGAAUUAAAAAAAACUAUUCAAAUGAAAAACUCAAGUUAAGAAGCCUUUACCCUCCAAAGUAAAUGCUUUGAUGCAUAGUUCCUGAUUUAUCCAGUAAUGAAACCAUGUUUCUUCAUACCUAAUGUAAAUAAUGUACAAUUUCUGUAUAGGCUGUCUAUGUAUUUUCUGUACUCAUGAAUAAAAAAUAAAAAUUUAUCUAUUUUUGUGCCAUUAAA
Molecule: messenger RNA, 4155 nt
Organism: Bemisia tabaci
Lineage: Eukaryota; Metazoa; Arthropoda; Insecta; Hemiptera; Aleyrodidae
Source: RefSeq, a predicted model, not a curated record